This is a messenger RNA of Mirounga angustirostris (Northern elephant seal), 4578 nucleotides long. RefSeq names its product ataxin 7 like 3 (gene ATXN7L3). The record is from RefSeq and is a predicted model, not a curated record. Lineage: Eukaryota; Metazoa; Chordata; Mammalia; Carnivora; Phocidae. Gene Ontology annotation, molecular function: transcription coactivator activity. The transcript is spliced from 13 exons. Gene Ontology annotation, biological process: positive regulation of DNA-templated transcription; regulation of transcription by RNA polymerase II. Bases 967 to 2088 code for a protein of 373 amino acids. Gene Ontology annotation, cellular component: SAGA complex; DUBm complex.
GGCCUGCGGGGGGCGGGGGGCGGGGCCCGAGGCGGGGCUUGGGCCCCCUCCCCCCAGGUCUGGGUCAGCGCCCCUUCCCCUCCCCCCGGGCCGACGCGGAAACGCCCGGCUUCCCCCGGCUUCCCGGCCCGGCCCGGGCCCCCAGCUCUCCCCCUGUCUGGGUCCCCCCUGGGCGGGGCAGGGCCGGCCGGGGAGGGGGCGCGGGGCCUUUGUUAGGGAGCCAGGCCCCAGCCCCCGGGACAAUAGAGACACCCUCCCGGACUCCUCUCCCCGGCCGGCUGGGGCUGUCGGCGGGCGGGGAAGGAGAGGGGCCGGGACGCGUCCCACUCUGCCCACUCUCUAGGGGUCGGUCUGUCCCGGACCGGCGCCGGCCUCGGGCGGCUCGGCUCUCCUCCCCCCAGUCGGUAUGAUGCAGCAGCAGUGCCGCAGGGACGGGGGAAGAGCCGAGGCCCGGCCUCCUACCCUCCCCAGUGCCCCUGGCUCAUUUGUCAGUCCCCACCCCACUCUAGGUCGGCAGCUCCUUAAACUCGUACCCACCGUUCAGAGGGGCCCCGGACUGUGGGCGCUGUUUCUGAAUCCUUUGGUGGGGAUUGCUGGACUUUGGGGCUCUUGGAGAGACUUCCGGGCUGGUCCUGAGGGAGGGAGGGUGGUUAUCUAAAAGGAGAACAGGUAAGGGGAGUGCCCACUCCCGGCAUGCCAUCCCAACCGGGCUCUAUCCCCUCUUCUUGCUCAUGGUGGCUAGAAAUGCUCCUUUAGCUCUAGGUUUCUGUGGGCUCUGCUCCCCUUCUGUAGUCACAGGCUUAUUUCAGGGGAAGACAGAGUGGGGUGAAGGUUGUAGGGUUCUAGGGCCAUUCCUACUUCUGGUAGCAGUACCCCCCCAAGUGGACAUCCUGGCUGAAAGCAGAGCCGUGUUGCCGCCCGCUGUGCUAUGAGCAGUCAGAGCGCCGUCUCCACAAGAGUUUACAAAUGAAAAUGGAGGAAAUGUCUUUGUCUGGCCUGGAUAACAGCAAACUAGAGGCCAUAGCUCAGGAGAUAUACGCGGACCUGGUCGAGGAUUCUUGUUUGGGAUUCUGCUUCGAGGUACACCGGGCUGUCAAGUGUGGCUACUUCUUCCUGGACGACACGGACCCUGAUAGCAUGAAGGAUUUUGAGAUCGUGGACCAGCCGGGGUUGGACAUCUUUGGACAGGUUUUCAACCAGUGGAAGAGCAAGGAGUGUGUCUGCCCCAAUUGCAGCCGCAGUAUUGCUGCCUCCCGCUUCGCUCCCCACCUGGAGAAGUGCCUGGGAAUGGGCCGGAACAGCAGCCGCAUCGCCAACCGCCGGAUUGCCAAUAGCAACAAUAUGAACAAGUCCGAGAGUGACCAAGAGGAUAACGAUGACAUCAAUGAUAACGACUGGUCCUAUGGCUCAGAGAAGAAAGCCAAGAAGAGAAAAUCAGACAAGCUGUGGUAUCUCCCAUUCCAGAACCCCAAUUCCCCUCGAAGAUCCAAGUCUUUAAAACACAAAAAUGGGUUCUCUGUCUGUACCUCUGCAUCAAACACCCUUCCCCUUCUUUUUUCUUCUUCAGGGGAACUUAGCAAUUCGGAUCCUUUUAAGUAUAACAACUCAACUGGGAUCAGCUACGAGACUCUGGGGCCGGACGAGCUGCGUAACCUGCUCACCACGCAAUGUGGGGUGAUUUCUGAACACACCAAGAAGAUGUGCACAAGGUCCCUGCGCUGCCCCCAGCACACAGAUGAGCAGCGGCGAGCCGUGCGGAUUUAUUUCCUCGGACCCUCAGUCGUCCUUCCAGAGGUCGAGAGUUCCCUGGAUAAUGACAGCUUUGACAUGACUGACAGCCAGGCCCUGAUCAGCCGGCUUCAGUGGGACGGCUCCUCUGAUCUCUCACCCUCUGAUUCAGGCUCCUCCAAGACGAGUGAGAAUCAGGGAUGGGGUCUAGGUACCAACAGCUCUGAGUCACGGAAAACCAAGAAAAAGAAAUCCCAUCUGAGCCUGGUAGGGACUGCCUCCAGCCUAGGCUCCAACAAGAAGAAGAAGCCAAAGCCACCGGCACCCCCGACGCCCAGCAUCUACGAUGACAUCAACUGACUUGGGUGCAGGGAUAGCCUUUGGCUGAGCAGAGCCCUCUCUCCCAACCCCCACCCAGGUGGCAAAGCCUGGCAAAUGGACGGCUGCUGGGGGUUUGGGCUUGGGAAGCUUGGUGGGCCAGGCAGGCAGAGGAUCCAAUUAUGCACCCCUGGGGGGUGUCAGGGUCCUCUGCAAUGGAGCACGACCCCUUGGCAUGCAGGACUCAGACCUGGACAUAUUAUGCCUUGGACAUAAGUUUGGUGGGGAGGCGGUUUUCCUAUUUAUUCUGUGAGUUACUGGAUGUCCAGCUAGGCCAGGGGCCUGACCUGGGCACUGUGCCAGGGCACUGCCUGCCCCCCACCCCAGGAACUGGACUAAGCCCUGCCGAGAAGCAUCGUGGCUACCCGGGAGGCUGUGGGUUGGAAGCUGAGCCUGGAGGGGGCCUCCCCCAGCUGCCCUCAGCAAUGUGAAUGGGUCCGGUGCUUGGAGCUGAGGGGCAGGGCUGGGCGUGUCCUGUCUGUGUGCAGAAUCCUAUCAAAUGCCCCCAAUCCCAGGGGUAGGCAGGCACAGCAAGCUGUCUGCUGAGGUGGGCGUCCAGAGCUGCCACCGCCUUCCCUGCCCCCCACAGGGGCAGCCCUUUCCCCUCAGUCCCCAUGGGCCUCCUUGGCAGCAGGAGCUGUCCUUUUGUUGUUGGGUGCCAGGAAAGGGCCUCCAGCCUCUACAGCUUCAAGGAAGGGGCUAAGGGAGGGUAGGAAGAGGGAGCUGUGUAUCAAAAUGACUCCCCUCCCCCUACCUUUCCUCCCUGACCCAGGGCUGGUGAGGAGUGGGGCCCCAAGGUGAGAGGGAACGGUGCUGCUUUAUUUGAAAUGUUUUCUUACCUCAUUCCCUGCCCCAGGAAGGGGCCCAGCCUCACCCUCCUGGGGUGGCCCCAUGUUCCUCCCGCCUACCCUGCCCCGCUGCCCUAGCAGGGCAGUCCAAGUUCCCAACUGCUGCUUGCUACCCCCCUCCUUCACCUUGACCAGCUUCAGUUCCUCUCUCGAUGCUCCUGCCUCUGAAGCCUGCCCUGUUUCCCCUUCCUUAGCCGCUUUUAAGUUAUUUAUUCUGUACUUGUGGUUUGGGGCUCUGAGGAAAAUCCUGAUCUUUUACCUCUCCCCCUUUGCUAGGAGUUGGGGUGGGAAGAGGCUAGUCUCUGUGCUCUGGGUUGUCAGUAGAGGGGUGUCAUGCCUAGGCAUUGCCCCUCUGUGGGACUAUCAUGCCAGUGUGCCCACCUGCCUGGUCUACAUCCCGAAGAGAUGUACUGUCCCACCUCCACAUGGGCACCAUCGCUCCCAGGAGCUGAGCUGGAGGACUAGUCUGGGCUAGGAGCAGAGCUGACUGACACAGGGAUGGAGUUGACCCUGAGCCAUGUUCUCUGGCAUUUGCUGGAUGUGAACCCUGCCCUCUUCCCACGAGGAGCCAUCCCACAUUUGGGUAGCUAGUACCCAGGACUGGUUGGACUGAUUUGGGUUAGGGACCCUAGAGGGUUAAGGGAACAACGAGAGAUGGGGCUGCAGUACCCUGUCUGGAACCCCAAUCUCCCCCUGGGGUGGUUCGGAUUGUGGCUGAUGCCUGGUUACAAAUUGGUUUUUAACCCAAGAAUUGUGAUUAUUUUUUAAAAAGCCAAACAGAUUUUGGCAGGAGUUAGAAUAAAUCCUGGGGUCUGGGCUCCUCUGUUCUUGACCCUCCAAUGUCUUCUCCCUCUAAGGGGAAGCCAGAGGGAAAGGAGGAUUUCAGCCAGCCUCCAGCCUGCUUCCAAAUGAAGUUUUGGGAGUGGGUUGAAGGUGAAGGGAGGAAGGCCAUGGGCCAUUCUCCCUUCCGAGAGGCAGCUGCAGCUCAGGCCCUACCAUACCCUUUCCCCUCUGGCCUCUCCCUUUCCCCCCCUCUGGUUAGAGGAGGGAGAAGUGGGAAGUAGUUUGGGAACUGGUUUGUCCACAUCCACUUCCCCAUUGUUCCUUGGCCCGCCCUCAGGGCAGAGCCCCCUGCCCAAGCUGGGUAAGAGAUGGGCUUGGUCCAGCAGGGACCCUGAGGGAGCAAACCCCUUUCCUUCUGGGGAGAGUGUGCCCCCCCUACCAUGUAGUUGAACAGGGGCUAGGAGCUCUCCACUCCCCUCCCUCGAACAGCAGGCUGUGUGGGUUUCAAUUCCCAUCCUUCCCACCCCGGCUAGGUGUCGUCCACCCUGUAUCCUAUCAUAUGUCUGAGUGUGUGUGGGGGGGUUCUGUACUAAUUUCCAUGGCCGGUGGCUUUUCCUUCCAUGCAUCACUCCCCCCCGCAUGCCCAGGGGCCACCCGCCUGGCAUUACCGCAUGCUGGGGUCAUUGGGGGAGGGGGGAGGGGCUCACGCUGUCCUGUGGUCUUGAGAUUUUUAUUUUUGCAUAUGUAAUCCAUCCUGUACAGGUAGCUAACUUUGUAAACGCUGUGUAUUUCCCCUGCCCCCAUGGCUGCUGGUGUAAAUAAACUGCAUCUCCCGUUGGUA